UUUUCCCUUUGCAGGAACCUUCUUUAUGUUUAUCCGCGGUCCCUUAACUUGAACAGCCGCCAGGGGUCUGUGCGGAAUAUUGCAGUGAAGGUCCAGUUCAUGGCUGGAGAGGACCCCAACCAAGCUUUGCCGGUGAUAUUUGGGAAGUCGAGUUGCAGUGAGUACUACACUGAGGCGUACACUGCUGUGGUGUAUCAUAAUAAAUCUCCGGAGUUCUAUGAAGAAUUUAAAAUGAAAAUUCCUGGAAACAUGACCGAAAACCAUCAUCUUCUCUUCACUUUUUACCAUGUGAGCUGCCGGCAGAACCAGACUUCCUCCUUGGAGACUCCUGCUGGCUAUACGUGGAUCCCACUAUUGCAACAUGGGAGACUUCGUACCGGAGCCUUCUCCCUCCCGGUGUCUGUGGAAAAGCCUCCACCCAGCUACUCAGUGCUGACCCCUGACGUCCAGCUCCCGGGGAUGAAGUGGGUGGACAAUCAUAAACCUGUUUUCAUGGUGGAUUUGGUGGCCACUUCCUCGGUGCACACACAGGACCCCCACUUGGACAAGUUCUUCACUCUGGUUCAGGUCUUGGAGGAGCAGAGCUUCCCAUUCCGCCUGAAGGACGUCAUCAUUUCAGAAAGUAAUGUGGAAUCCGAGCUGAAGAGCAGCAUGGGGAACGUACGCAUGGCUGCUCUUGGACCAGCGGUUUGUUUCUGCCACCAGCUGCUGGACAAGUUGAUAUUGCUCAUUGUCCGACCCCCUGUUAUCGCAGGACAGAUUGUGAAUUUGGGUCGGGUAGCUUUUGAGGUGGUGGCUCUACUGGUAAGCCAGAUUCAUCGCACUCUGGAAUCCUCUAUGGACCAGCAUGGCAGGAAUGCUCUCCUGGCGUCUUAUCUCCACUAUGCCUUCCACCUGCCCAGCGACAUGCCGGCUCUGGCCAAUGCUUCAGCCUCAUCUGCUGUCCAUUCAGCAACCCUCUCCCGUGCCACCGGGCGACCAAGCAGCCUCAACCUGUCCCGCUGCCGCAGCAUUAGUAACAGUAACCCUGAUCUGACCAGCACUCCUGGGUCAGCGGAUGAUGAGGAGGUGCAGAAGAUCAUGGGAGGGAAGGGUAUUGAUCGCUCUCACUCUUGGGUGAAUUCUGCUUACUGUCCAGGCGGUCCGAAAUCUGUGCAGCGCCGGACCCAACCCAGCUCCAACACGGAGCUCAGACAGCUAUUGCAUGAAGAACUGGCCCUACAGUGGGUGGUGAGCGCCAGUCCAGUGCGAGAAGCGGCUCUGAGUCAAGCUUGGUUCUUCUUCCAGCUCAUGACAAAGAGCAUGUCUCUGCACCUCUAUAACUCCGAGCGACUAGACGCACCCAGAAAACAACGCUUCCCAGAAAGAUUUGUGGACGAUAUAUCCGCCCUGGUGUGCAACGUCUGUACGGAGAUCGCCAGCCGAUACCUCAAGGAUACCGAGCUGGCUGAACGUCUUAACAGCAGUCUUGCUUUCUUCCUCAAUGAUCUUUUGUCCCUAAUGGAUCGUGCCUUUGUGUUUGCUCUCAUACGCUCAUAUUAUAAGCAGAUAAACAAUAAAUUGUCAAAGGCCCAGAACCCGAAUGUGCUGAUCUCUCUGCGUAUGGAUUUUAUCCGCAUCGUGUGCUCACAUGAACACUAUGUCCCCUUAAACUUGCCCUGCAGCCGCCUGUCACCACCCAAUUCUCCCUCGCCCUCCAUCUCCUCCACCACAUCUCAGAGCUCCAUGCUUUCCAGCCCAGCCCAGGACAAGACCAUCACUAAUAUGUUUGAGCUGUCAGUACCAUUCAGACAGCAGCACUUCCUAUCUGGCCUGAUCCUGACUGAGCUUUCCCUGAUACUGGAGCCCGACGUGGAAGGAGUGUUUUUCCUGCAGAAGAAAGCCAUCAGCACCCUGCACAACCUCCUCUGCAGCCACGACAUGGACCCGCGCUACUCCGAGCCGGAGGUCAAACAGAGCAUUUCCCGACUUUAUCUCCCUCUGAUUGGCAUCGUCAUGGAAACUCUCCCCCAUCUGUAUGACUUCACGGAGCCACAUGCCCAGAGGGUGCGUCAUGCCUCUACUAUGGCAGAUGAAGUGGACGCAGACAGCGGCACCAUCAGUCAGACCGUCGCCAUGGCAAUUGCCGGGUCUCCAUUACCGACUGCACAGAAGACGACAAGUUUCCCUCUCCCGCCAGCUUCUAUGCGUACCAGUGGUGUGCUCUCUGCGGAAUCGAGCCGAAAUCUCUUGGUAUGUGCGCUGUGGGUGCUGAAGAACGCCGAGCAAGAUUGCCUUCAGCGCUGGUUUUCCAGCCUGUCUGUAGUCCAACUGACCCGUCUCCUGGAACUGCUGAGUGUGUGUGUGUCCAGCUUCCAGUACAAGGGCAAAAAGGCAUUUGAGCGUAUCAACAGCCUGACGUUUAAGAAAUCCCUCGAUAUGAAGGCUCGGCUGGAGGAGGCCAUUCUCGGCACUAUUGGUGCCCGUCAGGAUAUGGUGAAACGUAGUAGAGAGCGCAGUCCAUACGGGAAUCAAGAGAAUGUACGGUGGAGGAAGAACGUCACCCAGUGGAGGCCAAAUAGUGAGAAGAUGGAAAAGACACAGGCAGAGCGAGAACUUGAGAUCACAGUCGAUGGAAACAUGGCGACCGAGGCUAACUUGGUGGUACUGGACACACUGGAGAUCAUUGUCCAGACAGUCAUGUUGUCGGAGAUGAAGGAGAGCAUUCUGGGAGGUGUGCUGAAGGUUCUGUUACACAGCAUGGGUUGCAACCAGAGUGCCCUGUAUCUGCAACACUGCUUUACUAGCCAGAGGGCGCUAGUGUGCAAGUUCCCAGAGAUGCUAUUUGAAGACGACACCGAAAUGUGCUCAGAUCUCUGUCUCCGUCUCCUGCGGCAUUGCAGCAGCUGUAUCAGCAGUGUGCGGACACAUGCCAGCGCUUCCCUCUAUCUCCUUAUGAGACAAAACUUUGAGAUUGGAAAUAAUUUUGCCCGGGUGAAGAUGCAGGUCACCAUGUCCCUAUCCUCAUUGGUGGGGACCUCUCAGAAGUUCAGUGAGGAGUACCUACGACGAUCUUUGAAGACCAUCCUUACUUACUCCGAGGAGGACCUGGAUUUAAGAGACACCACAUUCCCAGAGCAAGUUAAGGAUCUGGUGUUCAAUCUACACAUGAUCCUAACAGACACUGUGAAAAUGAAGGAGCAUCAAGAGGACCCAGAGAUGUUGAUGGAUUUGAUGUACAGAAUUGCCAAGGGUUAUCAGAACUCUCCAGAUCUUCGUCUGACAUGGCUACAAAACAUGGCCGCCAAACAUAGCGAGCGUGGGAACCAUGCAGAAGCAGCGCAUUGCCUGGUACAUGGAGCGGCUCUGGUGUCGGAGUAUCUCAGCAUGCUGGAGGAUGCCAGGCACCUGCCAGUGGGGUGUGUCAGCUUCCAGAGCAUCUCCUCCAACAUUCUGGAAGAGUCCGCAGUGUCAGAUGAUGUUGUUUCCCCAGAUGAAGAAGGAAUUUGUUCUGGGAAGUAUUUCACCGAGGCCGGGCUUGUGGGUCUGCUUGAGCAAGCAUGUGCAAGCCUCUCUAUGGGUGGGCUGUUUGAGGCAGUGAAUGAAGUCUAUAAAGUUCUCAUUCCUAUUUAUGAAGCAAAUCGUGAUUACAAGAAGCUGGCGGUGGUCCAUGGAAAGUUACAGGAAGCGUUCAACAAGAUCACCAAUCAGCAUACAGGAAUGCAGAGAAUGUUUGGGACGUAUUUCCGUGUUGGAUUUUACGGUUCUAAAUUUGGAGACUUGGACGAGCAAGAAUUUGUUUACAAAGAGCCAUCCAUUACCAAACUGGCCGAGAUCUCCCACCGCCUAGAGGAGUUUUACACUGAGCGGUUUGGUGAAGGGACGGUUCAGGUCGUGAAGGAUUCAAACCCCGUGGACAAGACCAAAUUGGAUCCAAACAAGGCCUACAUCCAGAUCACCUAUGUGGAGCCAUAUUUCGACACUUAUGAGCUGAAGGAUCGCGUCACCUACUUUGAUAAAAAACUACAACCUACGGACGUUCCUGUUCUGUACUCCGUUCACCUUGGAUGGCCGGGCUCACGGUGAUCUCCAUGAACAGUACAAGCGCAAGACUGUUCUCACUACAUCACAUGCUUUUCCAUACAUCAAGACCCGGGUGAAUGUGGUACAUCGAGAUGAGGUGGUAUUAAUACCAGUUGAGGUUGCCAUUGAAGACAUGCAGAAGAAAACACAGGAGCUGGCAUUUGCUACCCAUCAGGACCCAGCGGAUGCCAAGAUGCUGCAGAUGGUGCUCCAGGGUUGUGUGGGGACAACAGUUAACCAGGGCCCUUUGGAGGUGGCUCAAGUGUUUCUGUCGGAGAUUCCUGAAGACCCCCGUCUGUACAGACUACAUAACAAAUUGAGACUCUGCUUCAGAGACUUCACCAAGAGGUGCGAAGAUGCUUUGAGGAAAAACAAAACUCUGAUUGGCCCAGACCAGAGGGAGUAUCACCGCGAGCUGGAGAGAAAUUACCAUCGCCUCAAAGAAGCUCUCAGCCCUUUAACAUCUCGUCGGAUCCCACAGCUGUACACAGAUCUGCUCCCGCACACCAGUGCAAGGGACUCCCUGACCCGCACAAGCCUACGGAGAGUUGAAGCUUGA
Molecule: messenger RNA, 4621 nt
Organism: Staurois parvus
Lineage: Eukaryota; Metazoa; Chordata; Amphibia; Anura; Ranidae
Source: the annotation of a GenBank genome assembly